AUGGCGUUCAAGCAUUUAGCAGUGUUAUUGACGUGCAUGUUGGCCGCUGCAGCUAAUGCCGUCCCCGGCGCAGUUGAAAGCACAACGACCCCAAGCGUGGACAGCUCUACCAAUGAACUUCCUGAAUCCCUGACGACCCCAAGCGCUGACAACUCUACCAUUGGACUGUCUGAGCCCCAGUUUUCUUCAACCUAUCGAAUGGUCCAUGACCUCUACAAUCUCGUUGCUUACGAAAGCUACGACCUAGCGGCUUCCCGAGCCUUAGACCUUAUGCGUAAUAAUCGACCCGAUGUCAUUAAAUCAGCUGUCGACUUGUUAAUUGAACACAAAAGAACAUUUAUUGCCCCUUUCGCAUACAAACUGGGGGCUGCUGGAGGCGAAGAUAUUGUAAAGUCCCAGUUUCCCACGGCGUACAAAAUGGUACUAAGCGAUCAUUUUUUUAAAUUAAUCAACUACCAAGAUCGUUGUUCCUUUGAGUUAGGUCCAACUCCAGACUUUGCCAAUGACAAGAGGCUCUACGGCAACAACGAACGUCCGCAUAGCCAGAAUUACCAUUGGAAGCUCGAGGCCGUCGAGGACGAUGGCAAGAUUUAUUUUAAGAUACGUCACCGCCUAGAAAAUAGGUACUUGAAGCUGGGCAACUCCAUGGACCGCGACGGCGACUAUCAAGCGUUUGCUUCUGCAAACUCAGACUCGAACAGGCACCUGUGGUCGUUCCAGCCUGUGAUGUACAACGGGGAACUCUUGUUCUUCGUUAUCAAUCGUGCGCAUUACCAAGCGCUGAAGCUCGGCCGAGGCGUAUAUCACGGUAAUCGCAACCUUUUCGGUCAAGGUGGAAACUUUGCCAACCACCCUGAACUUUACGGCUGGACCAUUCAAGCUUUCGAAGUUCCAAUUUUGUAAUUAUCAGGGACUAGAAAUCCACGUUCGAAAUUAAUAAUUGAAUUGUUGAAAUUUUUGCAUUCGAUCGCAACACAUCUGUUUGUCUAUUUCUAUAUAAAACCACAUACCUACUACUAUACUACAUUCCUUU
Messenger RNA from Bombyx mandarina (wild silkworm), 1033 nucleotides. RefSeq names its product microvitellogenin pseudogene. The record is from RefSeq and is a predicted model, not a curated record. Lineage: Eukaryota; Metazoa; Arthropoda; Insecta; Lepidoptera; Bombycidae.